Apis cerana (Asiatic honeybee) is the source of this 10707-nucleotide messenger RNA. RefSeq lists its product as uncharacterized. Gene Ontology annotation, molecular function: growth factor activity. NCBI's taxonomy places the organism in Eukaryota, Metazoa, Arthropoda, Insecta, Hymenoptera, Apidae. The record is from RefSeq and is a predicted model, not a curated record.
CCACGAUCCGUUUCUACGAAUCGACGUUGCGACGACGUCCCCGACGCGUUUUGACCGGCCUUCCCCCCCCCGGCCCCCGUCCGCAGGACGGAGAAAGGAAGGAAAGGAAGGAGGGAAGAGAGGGAGCGAGAGCGAGCGAGAGGAGAGACCGUAGGGAGAUCGGUGAAGAGGAUCGGCAGGCAGUGGGAGGAAGCGGAGCGUGGAUAGAUAAGAAGAAAGGAGGGCUCGGAAAGAGGAGUGUGGAUGAGAGCGUCAUGCCCGCUGAGAUCGACACGGGCGGGCCAAGGGUGCUGCACUGUGAUUACCGUGCCGACUGCCCGAUACAGAAGAUCCUAGUAGCUUCCACUAUCGAGCCUCCCUCUUCCUUCCGCCCCGAGGAGAAGAGGAAACGGAAAGAACUCGUUCCAGGGGGGACCCAGACCCUGCCCGCUUCCAGCACCCGCGAAAACCACGGGCCACGCGAUCCUCGCUCCCCUGUCUCCUCCUCCUCCUCCCCCUCUCCCUCCCCACCCUCCUCCUCCUCUCGCCGGAUCGCGUGCACGCGCCACGCCGCGUCCGAAUGCGACCCUUGCCUUCUUCAUCGUCGCCGUCGUUGCCGCCGCCGUCGCCGCCGCCGCCAUCGUCCUCGUCGUCCAACGGCGGGAACAAUCCUCGACGACGACGACGACGACGACGAGCGGAACCGCCGUCACCCCCCACCGUCCGAUAACGCGACCACGUCGCCGUCUACGAUUCGAUGCGAGGUGUCGUCGUCGGAUCGUCGCCACCGCCGCCGCCGCCGGUCCCGUCGUCGUCGCCGUCGCCGCGGCCCCCCUCGGCGCCGGGAUGCCCUCACGUCGGAGCGCGAGGAGCCGCGACUCGGCUCGACCCAUCCUCGAGAUCCUUCGAUAACGGGCGACAGGAGGAGGAAGAGGAGGAGGGCGAGGCGGGACGAGGAGAAGCGCGACGAGUGUCAUCGCUCGUCGGAUCGAAGCGAGACGAAGCGGAGGAGACUCGAGGAAGAAAAGGAGAAGGAGGAGGAGGAGGAGGAGGAGGAAGAGGAGGAGGAGGAAUCGAGGAAACGGGAAAACGAGGAGGCGACGACGGGCGGCCAGGGUGGUCGAUACUGGCGUCCGGAGGAAGAGGAAGAGGAAAAAGGAGAAGAGGAGGAAGAAGAAGAAGAGGAGGAAGAAGAGGAAGAAGAGGAGGAGGAGGAGGAGGAGGAAGAAGAGGAAGAAGAAGAAGAAGAAGAAGAAGAAAAAGAAGUGGAAGAGGAAGAGGAAGAGGGCGAAGGAGACGAAGAAGGAAGGUGGUGCUCGAAAGGACGCGAGGAGCCGGCGUGGAAGAGUAGUAGUGGUGGUUGUGGUGGUGGUGACGGUGACGGUGAUGGUGGUGGUGGUGGUGUGGUCGCGAACCGUGGUGCACGGUUCUCUAGUCACUGGAACGAGGCUUGGACGUACGAGGAGGAGGCGGCGAGGAACGGCACCGCGUUUCUUCCGUCCUUGGCCGAUGAAACGUGGAAGGAAGUGGAAGUCGCGACGAAUUCCUCGAGCGGUGAGUCGCGCGUCGCCAAGGUCGUGGCCGAUCCCCGCCAGACCGACUUUCCUUCGGCGUUCGAGCACGAGCACGACCACGGGUCCUUGACGACGACCACGACGACGACGACGACGACGACGACGACCACGACGACCACGACGACGACCACGACGACGACCACGACGACGACCACGAAGACGACGAAGACGACGACCACGACGACGAGGAGCGAGCGUAGAACGAGGAAGAAGAAGAAGAAGAAGAAGAGACGCGCGUGCACCGCGGCCAACAACCGUUCCACGUACAUUCAGUUAGCGUUACUCCUGUUCCUCGUCGCGUUCGGCCAGUGCGCACUUCGUCGAUCGGCCGGUGUGUUCAGCAACAAUAAUUGCAGUGCGAGACCGAGUACGAUCGGGUUUAGUGUGUUGGCGAUCGGGACGGUUAUCAGUGCAGUGAGUGCCGCGCCCCUCGAUUUGACGGGCGACGCCGGGGUGAGGGCGGAACGAUCGGCCAAUUUGUCCCACAUCACGGGCGCCUCGAGGAAAAUCCAGAUGUAUAUCAAGAAUCGCCACUUGCAGAUCCUGCCCGAUGGCACGGUCAACGGUUCCAACGACGACACUUCGGAUUACACGAUAUUUCAACGAACAUCCGUGUCCAGGGGUCAACUGAGGAUCCAAGGUGUCGCGACUUGCCUGUACCUGUGCAUGGAUUCCUGUGGUCUUCUUUACGGCUCGCGCGAGUACACGGACGAUUGCGUGUUCAACGAGACCCUGGAGCAGCACAACUACAACACGUACAGCUCGGCGAAAUGGUCGACGGCCAAGAAAACGUUGUACCUCGGAUUGAACCGUCACGGGCAGCCGAGGAGGGUACAGGCCAAGGGUCACAAUCUCGGCAGGCUGUCCGCCUACGCGCGGGUGUUGACUCAGGUCGCGCCUCUGGACCGGGUGGAGACCCUCCAAAGGCGGAUGCUCGGCGCCCAGCACAACGUUCGCCACCGUCACAACACCCACCGCGGCGACCUCAUCCAGCAGUCCCUCUGCCCCGCCCUCCCAGCCCAGGAAAAGGACGGCAGGGACAAGUUCAGGUGUCGCAAGCGGAAAAAGAGGAAGAAGAGGAAGCGGAGGUGCAGACCGGGCGAGAAGCCGGGCCCCCAGUGCCAAAUAGCCGAGGGCAAGCCGGUCCCCCCGGCUAGGAGCCAGAGCCUAGCCGCGAACGGGACGUCCCCGAUCCAAUCCAAGAGAUCGUGCGAGGGUUUGGCGAGCGAGGAGGCCUGUCGAAGAGAGGCCCUCUCGGUCCCCUCCAAGAAACGGAAGCUGCGGGUCGAGGAGAUUGCGCCCGACGGAGAAGAAGGAGGAGCAGGAGGUGAAAGAGGAGGAGAAGGAGGAGGAGGAGAGAGAGGAGGAAGAGGAAAAGGAGGAGGAGGUGGAGGAGGAGGAGGAGGAGGGAGGAACGUCACCGGGAGCAGCAACGGUAAGAGCAAAGCGCCAGCAUCAAACGCGAAAAAAGUAAACGCCGCUGGUAGCACGAGUCAGAGUAAAAAGCCUAAUUUGACGAACGGGAAGAAGAGAAAGAAGAAGGGGGCGCAGCAACCGAGGAGGAAUUCGUGGUCGGCGGGUCUGGGCCGGAAGAGGUCGAAGCCUGGCGGAACGGCCUCGACCGCUGCGGAGGCGACGACGAGCACGUUGGGAACGACGAUACCGACGACCACGAUCGCGACCACGGCACCCGCCACGACGACCACGACCACGACCACGACCACGACGACGACGACAGGCGUGGUGGCGUAGGCCGAGCGAAGGCCGAGGGAAACUCGAGGGAAGAAGAAGAUCCGCGGCCACUGGCGGGCAAAGCCGGAACUCUGCGUCCUUCGCCAUGGUGCCCCCUCAAUUCCUCCUUCUUGUUGCUCCUGGUUCGCUCGGUGUGGACCUCGCCCCGAUCCUACCACGCCGCGUGAGAUGUUGCGAAAGCGCGAGGAUCGCGUCCCAGGCCUCGGCCUAAUCGUCUCCUUCAUUCCCCCGAUUGUAUCGCGAUUGCCGCCACCUUCCUCUUCUCCUCGUCCAACUAGUCUCGUCACCGUCUCCUCGACGACCAUUGUGUCUCGUCUCCCUCCUUGAUCCCCUUUCGUUCCCGUCCGACGAUAGCCAUCUCGUCGCGUAUCUUCUUACCGCGAGUCAUCUCUUCGCCGCGUUUUAAUUAGGACCUGUAUACCUAGUUGGUCGGUAACGAGCAGGGUGUGAAGGCAGUGUUUUAUACGCGUAUAUAUAUAUAUGUAUAUAUAUAUGUAUAUAUAUAUAUAUAUAUAUGUGUGUGUGUGUGUAAGUAUGUAUAUAUACGUAUAUAGCGAUUCCACCUCGAUCUUAAUUCGUUAGAGUUACAAUUACAAUUUUACCGAUAUCUCUGUUAGAUGAUAAUCGCUUGGACGAGGCUUUCGUCUUACGAGUAAAAACCUCCAUCGGAUAAGAGAUACGGAAUUACCCGUGCAAUCCAUAAAAUCCGUUUCUUUUGCACCCUGCACGCUGAGGUCUUAUCGUCCCUUCUCCCUCGCCGUGUUCCACGGUUAACGAAGGAGAAGGAGAAAGAGAGAAAAAGAAAGAGAGAGAGAGAGAGAGAGACAAGGAGCCGCUGUUUACGAGAAAACACACACGACUGUUUGUAUAUUAUUAGCCGAUACUGAAAAUGAGAGAGGAGGAGGAGGGGGAGAAAUAUAAGGAAAAACAUUGGGACGUGAGCCAUUAUUCGCUGUAUACGAGGCGUGUCGCGAUAACGAGCGCGCGUUUCAUCGAUUAGCGUAAUUGUGAUCGAGGGAGUAUUAUAUACGAAAAAGGGAUAAUUCGCUUGUCGAGAAUAUAGAAAACGGAAAUCGUAUUCCGUAUCCCCGGAUCGAGAAUUGGAUCGCAAAUUCAUUCGUUUCCUCGCGGCUUAUCGAAGAAAAAUGUAUUUCGAUCGAGCCACGCGGAGGAGGAACGCACCGAGGAAUCCCAUCAAGUUCGCCGUAAGAGAAUAAUCAAUGCCCCGCACGCUUAAUUAGAUCAUCGACUGUAUAUAUUAUGUGUGUAUAUAUAUAUAUGUACACACACUCGGGAUCUCCUCUCCGUAACGAAGGAGACGUUUCUCGUUUUCUCUCGAGAUUAAGAGAACCGAGAGUUUCGUGCUCGUUACGCGACCACGUUUCCCUCUCCUGUCCUAUAAUUGAGAGCGUCUCUCGGACACACGCGGCUCCUUCCUUCCUUCCCGACGUGUCAUCCGUCCGGGAUGAAUGGUUCGUUCCUUCGAUCCAGUCGCGUGCCUUUGAUUCUUCUUUCUUUUCUUUCUUUCUUUUUUUAUCUCUCUCUUUCUCUUUGUCGGGAUUAGCGGGAAAACGACUUUGAACCGAGAAGAAUCGGGUUUGCGGUUUCCCUUCUUCCUCUUCGAGUUACCAGUUUCUUGGAGAAAUGGAUCCGCGUUUUAUACGUGUGUCGAAGGCGUGAAAAAGCGGGAGGCUUCGAUCGAGUUGGGCAACGUCUUCAUUCCCCUCGAUUCGAAAUUGUUGCACGGCCGCGGGACGAAGGAACGACGCGCACGCAACCAACGUCACGCACGAAUAUACGCCGUUAAUCGCAAUGAUGAUUGCUAUGUACACGUAAAUUAUUUACAAUGAUUCCGGUGGGACGAGUGGAUCGAGGAAGGCUGGCCGAGGGCGAUCGCGUGUGCCGCGUCUCCCUCCCUCCUCCUCUCGAGGAGUUCCCACACGCGUCCAACCUCUCGCGCAUUCCGAACUACUUUCGAGGACCGAUUCUCCUCGUCCUUUCCCCCCUCUCCUCGAAAAUCGGAAUCAAGGAUAGAUAAAAGGUGGAACCGGAGUUGGGGGGAUGGACGAGAAUUGGGGCAACGAUCUCCUCGCCUCAAGGAGGGAGGGGAUUUCGAAGAUUCGUGUCCACGCGACUAACUACUCGUCCGUCGUUCCGUCGCACGAUUCGGUUCAAUAUUCGCAUUCGAUGACUCACGGUACAGGUGGCGUUUCGAUCGAGUGUGUGCAGUGUUGCCGAUCUAGCUGGACGAAAGUUGGCGCCGCUGUUAAAUCGCGUUAAAUUCGUGGCUGAAAUUUGCCCUUCCUUGCCUUUUCUCGACUACGAGAACGACGUUUCGAUACAAUUUCUUUCUAGAUAUUGAUCUUGAAUCUUUUUCUUUCCUCACCGUUUUUCCUUCGAAUAUACGCAACACCGUGUUCACCGACCAACCGAAACUCGAGUAAUCAGAUUCUCUUCGUCUCGAAUUUUGUCCGGCUCGAUUAGCAAACCUCGACAUUGCGCAACGUUCCUCGACGAGAAGACGGCGGCUCGACCGGCCUGUGCCCGGCCGACACGCAUCGGGAGACCACCAGGAGGAGGGAGAGGAGAAGGAGGAGAAGGAGGAGGAGGAGAAGGAGGACGUUAUCGAGAUCGAUAGCGUAGAGCGAGAAAUGACAUAAUUUUGUAUCUCUGGAUCGAUCCCAACAAUACUCACUCUUCUUCGCUCUUCGUUAUAUAUAUAUAUAUAUUUCUUUUUUUUCUCGAUUCUACGUGUAAAAAUCGAUCAGACACGUUAUUUCCCUUUCGCGCGAAAGCGAAAUUCACGUGUCGCGUUCCUUUCUCUAGAGUAAAAAAAGAAAAAGAAAAAAAAAAAGAAAGAAAAAAGAAAAAAGAAAAAAAAAUCUAUCGGCGUUUCCUGAAAAUCGAUACUUUGCACCCGAUUACUACAUCCAUCCAGUGAAAAUGGAUUCGAUUAUUCUCGGUAUGCCGCCGUCUUGCGUGCGUAAACAUUGUAAAAAAGAAAAAAAGAAAAAAAGAAAAAAAAAUGUAAAAAUGUUUGGCGAGACGAUUAGACUGUUUCUUUUCUUCCUUGCGAGGAAAAACCGCGCGCGAACGAACGAACGAGGAAAUAAUUGUAAACGAUCCCCCGAGAAGGGAAAGCGGUUUCGAACGGGAGGAGGGAUAAUUCUUCUUUUUUUUUUUUUGUUUUUUUUUCUAUUUUUUUUUUGUACGGUUCGUGUAAAGAGAGAUUUAAAGUAUUAAAUUACCGAGAAAGAGAAAAGUAUUAAAAGCCGUUAUAUAGAGAAUAUUUACUCGUUAAACUCGUUAACGUUAAGGUUAAAAUCGAGCGUUCGUUCUUAAAUCUAUCGGGCCGAUGCCCGGCUGCCAAAAAUUUAUCACUAUGCGGUAAGCCCGAUCGAUAGACUUAUAAAUAACGAGAGAGAGAGAGAGGCGUUGUGCGUUUUUUCGCAGCUACCGUGAAGUAAUCAAACACGAUUUCUAAUAAUUGAAAAUAUUUAAUUUUGUAUUUUGUUCUAAUUAUAAAAAAAAAAAAAAGAAUCUUGUUAAUAUAAUCGAUAUAAAAAUAUAGGAAUUAUAUAUAUAUAUGUAUUACCGUAUCUGAAGUACCAGAAUCAAUUAUAAAUAUUGUGUUCAUUUUUCCUCAUUUUCUUUUUCUUUUUCUUUUUCUUUUCUUUUCUUUUCUUUUCUUUUCUUUUCUUUUUUUAUAUAUAUAAUUUAAUUCUCACACAAGAAGGAUAAUCAAUCCGACGAAUCCGGGUCGUUUAUUGCAAAUUAUUUAUUGAUCUAUUUCUAAGUAGAGAUCGAAAUUAACGAAGAGGAAAUUAGAGAUAAAAUAAUCCGUAAAUAUCCGUAGGUACGAACCUCGCAAUACAAGCUUCGCGCUCGAGAGAAAUGGCAAUAAUAGAGAAUAACAGAGAGAUAUUUUCUUGCUUAUUUCGUAGAGAACAUCGUGAACUGCCUUUUUCAUAAAUUUAAAAUAUAUAUAUAAAAAAAAAAAUAGUAGGAAAGAGAAUACACAUAUAUAGAUAUAUAUAUAAAGAAAGGAAAAACUGGCACACGUUUGACCAGAUAUUUUGAAAAUGUUGAAAAUGUUGUUUGCCUAGUAUUAGCAAAUUUACAUAUAAUAUGCAUUCUGUGCUUCGUCACGAGAGAUAUUAUAGGGAAUCGAUUUUUCCAAGUGUGAAAAAUUUAGAGAAAACAGGGAAAGAAAGAGAACAGCGGAAGAGAUUCUAUCUAUCACGACUUCGUCUUCUCGAAUCUCGAUUAAAGAGUGGAGAGAGAGAGAGAGAGAGAGAGAGAGAGAAAUGAUAUACAAAAGAGUCCGCCAGAAAUAUCUUCACCUCGCUACGAAUCUUUGUAGGAAUCAUCUAUUAAUCUAGUAGUAUAUUUAUUAAAGACUUAUUUAUUGUAAACAGUUGACUCCGUGUACAUAGAUCUACGAUCAUUAUUCAUCCAAUCAUGCGCAUCGAUCAUGUGUUCUUCGUAUGUUCUCACGUCUGUCCUCCAGGCAUAUACGAAUUCGUCAAAAAUAAUCGACGAGCCCUCCUACUCCUACGACUUCUUCUUUUCGUUAAUAAUUUUCUUUUUUUUUUUUUUUUUUGCGUUUGUAAUUGUAGAAAAUACGUGGACGAUGAUGUAGUGGAAAAAAGGGAGGGGAAAAAAAGCACAUCGAACGCGUGUAACAAAAUGUAUGCGUUUCGAUGAAUGUAUUCUAUAAAGGGAAAAAGAAUAUUUCGAAUUCUUCGAUAUAUAUAUAUACAUAUAUAUUUCGAUAUUUAACGAUCGAUCGAUUUCAAUUUAUAUAUUUUUCGAAAGAAAAAAAAAAGAAGAGAAAAAAAAAGACUCAUCUUGUUCGUUUUCAAUCCUCAAUAUUGACAAAUAAUUUUUGUAACAAUUUGAAGAUGUUCUAUAGCGACUACGAUUAAUAAAUAAUAUAGAAUACAAAACGAGAUAUAUAUAUAUAUAUAAGCGUCGUUUCACGAGGUAUGCGAGUGUACUUACAUCGAUACUACGUUAGUUUGUUAUAAAACUGUAGACUAGUGAAUCAAUGUAAUACAUUGUCAGGACGCAAUAAAUGCAAUUUAUGUUUUUAAGAAAAAUAAUAUUUCUUUCGAUGGUUUCUCUCGAAAUUGAACGAGCGAUAUUAAAAAAAAAGAAAAGUAAGAAAAUAAGAAAAUAGGAAUAAUUCACGGUCGCAUCAAAACUCUUUCCUGAAACAUAUAUACACCUUUUUCAUUCGUUUGUUUUAUAAAACGAAGGGGGAAGGAAGGAAGCAAAAUGGAGAAGGAGACUUUUUGUGAAACGGAAUGACCCAGUUCGAGAUCUAAUCUAGAAAAUGAAAUUUUCUCCUUGAUCCAGACGCUCCACGCUUAUCAGCGAGGGAAGCAUUUUUCCCAAGCGUAGUUCCACCGGUUAUGCAACCUGUCUAAUAAUAGUCACUGGCAAAGUGCGCUAUUACUUCCGGCGGAACUGAAAUUGGACCGCUUUGCUCGUAACGAACAAAGCCACUUUAAUUCCAGAUGAUAACGCACCGUGCCGCUCCCUUUUAUUUCGGCUUAGCUAAAUUGCGGCAAGUAAAAUGCUUCCGUGUCCACUAUCACGAGACAAAAUUUAUUGUUGCGCCCUCCAUUUCCGACUAUUUCCACUUAUUCGAGAAACGAAAAAUAUUUACUUGUUAUAAUUUUUGUAUACUCUCUUCUGCUUCGAGGUAUUUUUUUUUUUUUCUUAAUCGAGGUAAAUACACUUCGCCCAAUUUUCGAGGAGAUCGAGAAUUCGAAACUUCGAUGAUAUUUUUUUUUCUCUCUCCUUCUUUCGCGCGAUUUCGCGUCAAAGAUUUUUCGCUGCAUUCGCAUCACGUUGCAAUCAAACGCAAAAUAAUGUAUGGAAAAAAAAAAAUUGAAGAACACAGACAUCGAACAUCGAUAUUUUUGGCGAGUUCCGAGCUAAUCACGAAUUAAUGUAACGAAGUAUGCGUGUUUCGUUUAAUUUUACUUUUCUUUCUUGGGUUAACGAGCGAUUCGUCGGGACUAAGAGAAAGAAAAAGAAGAAAAAAAGACAAUUCUUGUAACUGACAGACAAUAAAAUGAAGCGACGUUUGUUAAGAUAUUGCGAGGAUGCGAUAAAGAUUCGACGAAAGAACGAGCGAACAUCCCUGACAGUGACUUCGCUUUUUGCGUGUAUCGUUAGAAAAGAAGAAGAAGAAGAAGAAGAAGAAGAAGAAGAAAAAAGGAAAUUAUUGCUGUUCGAGCAACACCGAGAAUGCGUUUUACUCGCGUUUAUUGUAUAAUCGUAUAGAAAGAUGGCAAUAAAGAAAGAGAAACGACAGAUAUGUAUGUACUUAUAUCGUACGUGAUGACCGUGGUUUAACACGCGUUUAACACGUUCACCGCGCGUAUUGAAAUUUUCACGCUUCGCGACAACUUUCUUUUUUCAUAUAAUUUUCAAUUUGGAAAUUAUAUCGCGUCGUUCGAAUCGACAACGAACGCGGUGAACGUGUUAACGAACAAUCGAAAAAGAAGAAAACACAGGGAUACGUGUAAAGCUUGAAUUUAAUAAGAGGAGGAAAAAGAGGAUAAUAAUAAGCAGAUCUGUUCGACAGAUCCUGAAAUCUCGUCGAAGUUGAUUCGAUUUUUAGCCGCGAUACGACGAUGUGUCGUUCGCGUGGUGGCGAAUCGUCGAACUUCGAACUGAAAUCAGUAUUCGAGAUCUCUGAUCUAAGAGGCGAUAAAUCGCGCGAAAAGUGUGAAAAAGAAAAAAAAAGAGAGAAAAGAACGAAGAGAUGACGAGCAAGGAGACGAACGCGAUCCUUUUCCGCGCUAUAGAUCCACCGAUGAAAAGAAAACUCUAGGUCUAGCACUGCCAUUUUUUCGUAAUGUUAUACUUUGUAAGAUCGAGAUGUUGUUGAGAAAUUGUUAAUUAAUAUAGAAGAAAUUUUGCGAUCAUGUUAUUUUGUUAAGAAAAAUCGAUGGAAAAGCGUGGAACCACGAUUUGAAAACGAAAAAAAAGAAGAAGAAAGAAGAUCUAGAUCUUCCGGUCGAAUAUACUUUCUCGUCGUUUUGUUCUUCUAUUUAAUCAAACGCCGCCACUAUCGACGCUACCUUGUGAUAUCAUCGAGAACCCCUUCCCUCUUUUGUUCCAUACACGUACACUUUAUUCCCGUUGUUUCCGCGAGAACAAAAGGGAGGAGAGAAAGAAAGAAAAAAGGAGAGCACGAAAAAUUAUACGCGUUUCGUGAUCCCUCUCGAGAUGGAAUAACACGUUGAUCCAUCACCAAGUUUGAACGGAGAAACCGUGUCCGCUCCUCCUCUACCUUUUCCCUCUCGUUCCUUUGAUGCUGAGCUCCAUCAUAUCGUCGCCAUAUAAUUUUUAGAAGUAAUAAAAAGGAUAUUAUUGAAUAUAA